AUUGAAAUAAGCGAUACUUUCUGAACUUGCAGCUUUUCACUUCCACUCCCUCCAUUCCUAUCCCAUAGUCCCAUUUUUGUUGGCAUAUCUUUCUUGCUUCUCAAAAUAUGGCGUUCCCUUUUGAGACCAAGCUCCCUUGGAUUCGAUUGCCCGAACCCUACAAGACCACCUAUGACCUCCAAGUCAUCUCAGUCCAACAUGGCAUCCGGCAGUUCCAGCUUCGUCGGUCCCCUCGAUCGGACGAGGGCAUGCCACCCCCCGAGCCCCUGCACCAUGACUCCCUCAAGUUCACCGACCUCAGCCGUCCGGAUGCGACUAACACGCCGCCCGAGGGCAACAACUCCGCGUGGGCGCGAGCACAGAGAAGCCCUGUGACGCAUUGGACAUGGGAUGGACAAUAUACUCCAACGGUCGGGCAGAUCUGGAAUGUCAUCUAUGCGCUGUUGACAUUGCAGUCCGACUUCGAGAUCUUCCGCGUGGUGCUGGCCGGCGAGGGGAAGGAUAUCCUGGCACGCGAAUUGCAGGCUGUCGGGCUUGCCAUCCAGCAUCCCAGCCCGUCGGCGCCUCCAGGCCAACCGACACCACACUCCCCCGACCUGUCGAGCCAAUUGGUCGUGUAUCGCAGCACAUUCUGGCAGGGAGCCGGUUCUCCCUUCGGGCCUCGGCCGGUGUGGGUGGCAGACAGUGACGCCUACAGUUCGCUGCGUCGCCCUCUGACGGCGUACCCGUUGCACCCUGUCCAGCAUGUCCUGACCAGCAAGUUCCCUGAAGUUCGCGUGCAUGCCAUCCACCCGGUUCGACCGUGCAAGCCUACCCCGGGAUCGAGGAUUUACAGCCGCUACAUCCCCCACCUCGACGAGUUCUUCUCCAUCUGGGCCCUGGACUACACCAACGACGAGCACCUGAAGCUGUUCAAUAAGUGGCAGAACGACCCCCGCGUCGCGAAGGCAUGGAAGGAGACUGGCACUCUCGAACAGCACCGCGAAUACCUGCGCAAAGUCCACGAAGACCCGCACCAGGUUGCCGUGCUCGCCAAAUUCAACGACACCUUCUUCUCCUACCACGAGAUUUACUGGGCCAAGGAGGACCACCUCGGCGCACACUAUAACGCCGACGACUGGGACCGCGGUCGCCAUUCGCUCGUCGGAGAUACCCGCUUCCGUGGCCAACACCGCGUCAUGGUGUGGUGGUGCAGUCUGAUGCAUUAUAUGUUCCUCGACGAUCCGCGCACCAAGAGCAUUGUCGGCGAGCCCCAAUUCAGCAACCUGACGCCGCUCGCCUAUGACCACGCGACCGGCUUCAAUCUCGAGAAGAUCGUCGACCUGCCGCACAAACGCUCCGGGCUGGUCAAGUGCCGUCGCGAGAAGUUCUUCCACAUCUCCCCCUUCCGCUUCAAUGGCUCCGAUCAGCUUGAGCGCGACCCGUUCCGUGCGCUGAAGUUGUAGAUUUUUCUCCCAUUGCAAUCAUGAGGAUGGGGUGUGGUUCUCUCGGUCGGGGUCGGGGCCGGGUGUGGGACUGGGUGUAAAAGAUUUCCCUAGUUGGGAUUGGGUUUCCAUGUCGAUAAUACCUAGACGGAGG
Messenger RNA from Aspergillus steynii IBT 23096, 1578 nucleotides. Its product is annotated as GNAT family N-acetyltransferase. Gene Ontology annotation, biological process: siderophore biosynthetic process. NCBI's taxonomy places the organism in Eukaryota, Fungi, Ascomycota, Eurotiomycetes, Eurotiales, Aspergillaceae. The coding region runs from base 108 to 1445 and encodes 445 amino acids. The transcript has 2 exons. The record is from RefSeq and is a predicted model, not a curated record.